This is a messenger RNA of Malurus melanocephalus (red-backed fairy wren), 4765 nucleotides long. It is a transcript of the gene CSNK1G1, whose product is annotated as casein kinase 1 gamma 1. Gene Ontology annotation, cellular component: nucleus; plasma membrane; cytoplasm. The record is from RefSeq and is a predicted model, not a curated record. Gene Ontology annotation, biological process: positive regulation of canonical Wnt signaling pathway; endocytosis; peptidyl-serine phosphorylation. NCBI's taxonomy places the organism in Eukaryota, Metazoa, Chordata, Aves, Passeriformes, Maluridae. The transcript has 13 exons. Bases 347 to 1717 code for a protein of 456 amino acids. Gene Ontology annotation, molecular function: ATP binding; protein serine/threonine kinase activity.
GUUCAGUACAGAUAUGAGAGCCUGGCUGCUCUGGUGCUCCYGUGCCCCGGCACUCGCCGCCCUGUGAUUUUGGAAAACAAGCCUAAGAAGCGAGUUACACAUCCUGUGGUAAGAAACCAAAAGCAACCUGCCUUUAUUGAGUUCUCAAGAACACAAUCGACCCUUUGGUACAUUAUCAAGAUGCAUUAGGAAACUGGAUCUGGUGCCAAAAUAACUCCAUGAGUUUCCAUGACUCUCUUGACCCCCGACGCAGAUACUUUUGGAUAUAAAUUUCUGUUCUAAGAAGAAGAGUGUGUACUCCAACUCCUUUCUGCCAGCUUGCUGGCAGAGGUAUUUCACUAAGAUCAUGGACCAUCCUAGUAGGGAUAAGGAUGAAAGGCAGCGGACGACGAAAGGAAUGCCGGGAAGGAGCGGGCACGGUUCUCGGCCAAGCUCAUCAACGUCCUCUGGUGUUCUUAUGGUGGGACCCAACUUCAGAGUGGGCAAGAAGAUUGGGUGUGGGAACUUUGGAGAACUCAGACUAGGUAAAAAUCUCUACACCAAUGAAUAUGUAGCGAUCAAACUGGAACCAAUUAAAUCUCGGGCACCACAGCUUCAUUUAGAAUACAGAUUUUAUAAACAACUCGGAAGUGCAGCUGAAGGGCUCCCCCAGGUGUAUUACUUCGGACCGUGUGGGAAGUACAACGCCAUGGUGCUGGAACUGCUCGGUCCGAGCUUGGAGGAUCUGUUUGACCUGUGUGACAGGACGUUCACCCUCAAGACGGUGUUGAUGAUCGCCAUCCAGCUGAUCUCUCGGAUGGAGUACGUGCAUUCCAAGAACCUCAUCUACCGAGAUGUCAAGCCAGAGAACUUCCUCAUCGGCCGGCAGGGCAACAAGAAGGAGCACGUCAUCCACAUCAUAGACUUUGGAUUGGCCAAGGAGUACAUUGACCCCGAAACCAAAAAACACAUUCCCUACAGGGAGCACAAGAGCCUGACCGGGACGGCGCGAUACAUGUCCAUCAACACUCACCUGGGCAAAGAGCAAAGUCGUCGAGAUGACUUGGAAGCCCUUGGCCAUAUGUUCAUGUAUUUCCUCCGAGGCAGCCUGCCCUGGCAAGGAUUGAAGGCUGACACCUUAAAAGAGAGGUAUCAGAAGAUUGGGGACACAAAGAGAAACACUCCGGUUGAAGUUCUCUGUGAGAACUUUCCAGAGGAGAUGGCCACGUACCUCCGCUACGUGCGGCGGUUGGACUUCUUUGAGAGGCCAGACUACGAUUACCUGCGGACCAUCUUCACGGAGCUCUUUGAGAAGAAAGGCUACACCUUCGACUACGCCUACGACUGGGUCGGCAGGCCGAUUCCUACUCCUGUGGGAUCUGUCCAUGUGGAUUCUGGGACGUCUGCAGUGACGAGAGACAGCCACGUGCACCGGGAUCGACCAUCACAACAGGCGCUUCGCAAUCAGGCGUCAUCGGAUCGCCGGGGGGAGUGGGAGAUCCAGCCGAGCCGGCAGACAAAUACCUCGUACCUGACAUCUCAUCUGGCUGCAGAUCGACACGGAGGAUCAGUGCAGGUGGUGAGCUCGACCAACGGGGAGCUGAACGUGGACGACCCGACGGGAGCGCACUCCAACGCGCCCAUCACGGCGCAGGCCGAGGUGGAGGUGGUGGAGGAAGCCAAGUGCUGCUGCUUCUUUAAGAGGAAACGGAAGAAGACGGCUCAGCGUCACAAGUGACCGGUGUCUCCUGGGCCUUGCAGGAACCACCACGCCUGCAGCUCCUGCCCUGGCUCACUGGAAGGGGCUUCUCUUUAGGGGGGAGGAGGAGGAGGCAUAGGAGGAAGAGAGAAAAACAAAAACUAAACAAACAACAACAAAAAAAAAAGUGACAUUUUAAACCAAAAAGAGAAGAAAACUUUCCAAAACAAACCACUUUGGGGUGGAUCUGCUGAAUGGUCUCCCUCGUUCACUCCAAGCCUGAAGCUCCUUUUGGGACCAGGACUGUGGCUGGCUCAGGUCUUGGUCGCCCUGGGAGGGGGGCUGGCUGGCUGACCCUCCUUCCCGUUGUUUACGGCGAAGGCAUCGUUCACGCAAACCUGAGGACUGUGCUUAGUUCCUGCUCACUUUCCUCCCCUCCCUCCCCUGCGCUCUCUGCUCCUCCGUCCUCCUCCCUCCUCAAUUCAGUGAAGAAUUCCCAUAGGCUCGAUUGGCUGUGGAGAGGGCAGGAGGACCCGGGGCAGGCAGGAGAGCUGCUGGGAGAAGGGCCUGACUGCUGCAGCAGGAAGAGACAGGUUCCCUCCGUGGCUCCUUGGGAACAGUUACACUGUAAUGUGCAAGCUGUGAGAAAUUUGCAAUCUACUGUUCCAGUUAGGGUUUUUUUUUUCCCCGGCUCCCUUGACACCUCCCUCCUCUGACAGUAACAGAGCAGUGUGGAUUGUUUUAAAGAAGCUGACGUCGUUGCACUUUUUAUUAUUUUUAGCAUUUACAGAUGCACAUUGUAUCUGUGGAUGUCUGCGUGGCGCAGGCAGACRUGGAGCGGGGAGGACRGUGGGGUGCACGGAACGCCCYGGAGCGGGGAUGUKCACGGGCCUCGUGCCACUCUGGGGSUCCYGAYGCCGCCUCGGGCCGCGCUGAGGAAAGCAUACUUGAAUUUCCAAUCACCCUUCCCAGCUGCCGGUGAAUGUCCUUGCCGUGGUUCCCUACGCCGUGCCUGACCCAGCUGGCCGGGAGACGCGAGCCCCUGGCCCGAUGUGUGCUUCGGAGCGCUGUGUGCUGCUUCUAGAGGUAGAUCAGGACCAAGGUUCCCGGGAAGCAGCUCUUUCCUGAAGCGUGGGCGUUUCUUGGKGUGGGCAGCCGGGCAGCCUUCCCAAAUCCUUCCUUGGGGUGGUUGGGAAUCUUCUGCCAAGAGCACGCUAGCAGGAGCAAAGCUUCCCCAGCAGGGGAGAGGAUACUUCAUGCCUUAACACUGAUCCCAUGUCCGACGGUCGGAUAGGUUUGACUGGAAUCGCCUUCUCGUCCUCUGUGUGAGCACGGGGCAGGUGCAAGUUCAUCUGCACCAUCCUGCCCUGGAGCGGUGCYGGUGCUCCUGCACCACUUUGAGCCAAACCAGUAGGGAGAAAAGGGCUUGGGGUGCUCUGCACACCCAGAAAAACAGUGAAAUCUUGCAUCCAGCUGCCACGUGUCCCGAACUGGAGGAGAUUGAGGCAGCAGGAAGAGGCGACAGGGCUAUGGGAGAACCCGAGCAGCUUUGGGGAGGUUGUGAAUAGGUUCCUUGGACUUUGUCUUUCUAUGUGUGACACCAGACCAGGCUGGAACCGUUCACUUGAGGGACUUGGCUUACCCCAAAAUCCUGGAGAGCAUGAAGGGAGGAAAGGGAGAGACUAGAUUUGUCGUUUAUUCGAUGUGGUGAUAAUCUGUGUGGCUGGGAGUUUAGGGAGCAGCACUCCCGUGAUGUUCAGUUUGGUGGCUGGGUAGGAGCAGGCUUAGAGGGCUGGAGAUGAGCCUGGGCAGGGAGCUCCGGGCUUGCUCCUCGUGCAUUCCUGAGUCUGAAAAGCCUCGCUCGUGGCCGGGAUCCCUGCAGGGCAGCUCGACUCCAUUCUCCGCUGCGUUCUCUCCAUGCCUUACCCCCUGAGCGCGGUGGAGGCAUGGAGCCCUCGGCUCAGCGUGUGCCUCCUUCCCUGCCAGCAAAGCGCUUUCCUCAGCUGGGCCGGGGGCAGGAAUGGUGCAGGAACGGGGCAGGAACGGGGCACAAAGGGCACUGCUCCCCUCCCACAGGCGCCUGUGGCCCUGUCCCCUCCUGCCCAGGGAGCACGCGGCCGUGCCCACUUUCCACCUUUCUCUUUGCAAGCCCCUCCGCUGCUGGUGGCUCCUGGGUCUCUGGCACAGGCGUUCCCCUCCCUGCUAUAGGAACCAUGGUCUGGCGUCUUGGGAUUGGGGUUGAGCCACCCUGCCCGCUGCCRAGGGAGCCGGGCCCUGAGACACUUCUGUUGCUGCCCUCCCAAGCCCCACUAAGUGCCUGUCACCAGAACUCKAUUCCUUCUGCAUCUCCUGCCGUGUUUGGUCAUUCCUCGCUGCCUCCGCUCAAGGAGCAGCUUGUAGUUGCAGCAUAUGUAAGUGUUUGCAGGGUGAGGGAGGGCUGGGGGGAAAGGGGCCAUCUCAACAGGUUUUGUUCUUAAAUGUUUUUGGUUUGUUUCGUUUUGUUUUGGGUUUUUGUUUUUUGGUUUUUUGUUGUUUUUUUUUUUUUAAGUGAAUGUAUUUGAUUGUUUAGAAACUUUCCUGACCUUCUUUUUAAGUGGGUUGGUUUGAAAGCUGUUUCAUGGUGACCCACUACGGCUUCUCUCUGGAGAUACGGUGUUCUUUUAAUCCUACAAUGAUGUGUUUGUAGGGGAGGACUGUCCCCCCACGGCAUGCUGGUAAUGCUCACUUGUACCAAGCCCUCUUGCACUAUAAUCGUACGUUGGACUCUUCAAAAAAGGGCAAAGAUGUGGGGUGGCUUUUUAACAAAAAAAAAUUAAUAAAGAAAAAAAGGAAAUAAAGCAGGUUGACAGCAAGUCCUGUGCUUGAGGGAAGCGCUGUCCCCAGGGAGCUCGGAGGUGCUGAGGAGAGCAGCCAGGCUGAGCUGUGGAAGGACGCAGGGCAUUAACCUGCAGGGCAAUCCCUGCUCUCCCUGCCGGCCAAGGGGAGGGCUCUUGGGGGCUCUCUGCCCACCAACGGUGCGAUGCAGUCUUCUGAGGUAUCAAGUGAGAUGAUUAUUAUUUUUUUUUUCAAUAAAACAUUGCACUGCUG